Cryphonectria parasitica EP155 is the source of this 2664-nucleotide messenger RNA. RefSeq lists its product as uncharacterized. Bases 1 to 1935 code for a protein of 644 amino acids. NCBI's taxonomy places the organism in Eukaryota, Fungi, Ascomycota, Sordariomycetes, Diaporthales, Cryphonectriaceae. Gene Ontology annotation, cellular component: protein phosphatase type 2A complex. Gene Ontology annotation, molecular function: protein phosphatase regulator activity. The transcript has 4 exons. The record is from RefSeq and is a predicted model, not a curated record. Gene Ontology annotation, biological process: signal transduction.
AUGAAGCGCUUCAGCCAGAGAGUCCUCUCGCGCGGGAAGGACUCGAACAAGUCUUCCAAGAAGAAGGAUUCAAAAGACGGUACCGCUUCCCCCAACAGUGGCUCGGCUAGCCAGAACUCCCCAACGAUCACUCCCUCGUCCUCCACGUCGACUCUCAACGACAUCCGGAACAAGCCUCUCCCUCCGAAUAGUGUUGGAACAAAUGAAGGCGGUGCAGGCGCCGCAGGGCAGUCACCGCUCAGCAACAUGACAUCUGCUCAGGGAGCCGGCGCAUUUGGUGGUGGCUCGCCCCAGCCUGCAAAUGGAGCUGCACCCCAGCGCGGCACCCUGCCGCCCACCGUCAUCAUCAGCCCCAGUGCACCUCACGUCCCCCCACCUGGCGCCGCCGAGACGAUGCCCCACGACCUUGCGCCCCCCAAGGCCGGCCAAAAGUCCUUGAUGUUCGAUCGCCUUGCGUCCACACCGAAGGACGUCCCUGAAGGUCUCAGGACACCCAAGCGGCAGCAUUCAUCUCGAUUCGAUAUCUCGCCGCACCGCGAGCUGGAGAAGCUUCCCGGAUUCCACGAAGUACCGCCCAACCGUCGACAAGAGCUCUUCAUGCAGAAGAUUGAUCAGUGCAAUGUCAUUUUCGACUUCAACGAUGCCAGCGGCGACAUGAAGUCAAAGGAGAUCAAGCGGCUGGCGCUCCACGAGUUGCUCGACUAUGUCGCUAAUAACCGGCAGGUCAUCACCGAGCCGAUGUACCCAAGAGUUGUCGAAAUGUUCUCCAAGAACCUCUUCCGCCCUCUGCCCCCGCCCAUGAACCCCCAGGGCGAGGCCUUUGACCCGGAGGAAGACGAGCCCGUUCUGGAAGUGGCCUGGCCGCACAUCCAGGUCGUCUACGAAUUCUUCUUGCGCUUCAUCGAGAGUCAGGAUUUUAACACAAAUAUCGCCAAGGCCUACAUCGACCACGGAUUUGUCCUCCGCCUCCUUGAGCUGUUUGACUCGGAAGACCCUCGCGAGAGAGAUUUCCUCAAGACGACCUUGCACCGGAUAUAUGGCAAGUUCCUUAACCUGCGAAGCUUCAUUCGCAGGUCCAUCAACAAUGUCUUCUUCCACUUCGUGUACGAGACGGAGAGGUUCAACGGGGUGGCCGAACUUCUUGAGAUUCUCGGAUCCAUUAUUAAUGGUUUCGCCCUUCCCUUGAAGGAGGAGCACAAGCUGUUCCUCACCCGCACCCUGAUACCGUUGCACAAAGCGAAGAGCCUGAGUAUGUAUCAUCCGCAACUCGCCUACUGCAUCGUCCAGUUCUUGGAGAAGGAUGCGUCCCUCACGGAGGAGGUGGUGCUCGGCCUUCUGCGAUACUGGCCCAAGGUCAACAGUACCAAGGAAGUCAUGUUUCUGAAUGAGGUUGAGGACAUCUUUGAGGUCAUGGAUCCGGCAGAAUUCGCAAAGGUUCAGGAGCCCUUGUUCCAUCAACUGGCCAAGUCGGUGGCAAGCCCGCAUUUCCAGGUUGCAGAGCGUGCUCUGUACUUUUGGAACAACGAGUACUUCUGCAAUCUCGUCAGCGACAACGUGGAAAUCAUCCUUCCCAUCAUGUUCGCACCACUGUACGAGAAUUCCAAGGGCCACUGGAAUCGGACAAUCCAUGGCAUGGUCUACAACGCCAUGAAGCUCUUCAUGGAAAUCAACCCCCAGCUCUUUGAUGACUGUUCCCAGGAGUACACUGAGCAUCAGAAUAGCGCCGCUGCGAGGGAGAAUCAGAGAGAGCGCAAGUGGGCUGCGAUCCAGGAGCUGGCCAACAAGCAGAAGACGAACGGGAAGGUUGGUAACCAGACAACGGACAAUGACGGCACUGAAGACAACCAGAAGAGGCUCGAUUCUCUGAGGCUGCAGGACCGCCCUGUCAUGCACGAAAGGCAAGACUCGGUGAGCUCAGCAAGAAGCCAGCGAUGAUAAUUCCGUGCUUCUCCAAUUGCUAUCUAGCCAGAACAGAGACUACAACAGGUGAACUUCCGGAGGCUCGCCAGAUUGUCAUUGGGGAAAUAGACACUGGCCUCUUGCGAUAAGCGCAGAGGCUUGAGCCACUAUGUUGACUCGAUCUGCCUUCGCGGGAGAGUGUGUUUGCGCACAGACGGAGUUUGGGAAUGGGGACUGGUGUGAAAGGGGAUGAGUAGUGUGGUGACCAUCAUUCCAGCAUGCAUGGCCUCUGUUGCUGGCCGGGCUCGACAAUCGCUGAAUGCGUCUUACCAUAGCGAGCGUUGUUCGUUUAAGUUGAGGUUUUACUCCGAUUGCUUUCUUGCAAGGAAGCCUAGGUAUGGUUCUUAUGAAGAUGGACGGCCAGGAGAGUUGACAUGGAAUACGGGGCGACCUUUAUAAAAGAAGGGAGGCAACCAAAGGCGGAUUUCAUGGAAGGCUUCUCCUCUCUAACCCAUGGAGGAGGAUUAGGAUCGGUCUUUUAAGGGAACGAUGAGUCAAGCUGGAGCAGGAGGGAAUCCUCUUUUAUUGUACAGAUUCUUUUCUUAUUCAACGACCGAUUAUCCUGAAACCCGUCAGAGUCUAGGGCAAAAGACGGCGUACUCGAUGGUCUUCUUCUAGGUGGGAGGCAGAGAGAGACACACAUACACACACAAAAUCAUGGUCUCACAACGUUGGUAUUAUUUACAGAAUUGCUCUUUCCAUGCG